GGAAGCACGUUUGUUUAUGCAGGAGUACGCAGGUUCACAAAGGCGUUGACCAAUCAGAUGGUUGUUCUACUAGCUGUCUUUUCGCCAAUUAAGAACCAUAACACGUCGUCUGCCGGGACAUUUUGCAUGCUUUUGGCGGAGACCGUUAAAUGGACACUGAUGAUACCUUCAUGGAUUUGAGCCCUGUCCCUUCAUUGGAUUUGGGUUCAUUGCUUAAUGAUUAUGAACCAUCAAAUCCACAAGAAGGUGAAGAAGAAAUAAGUUUGCAAGAAGAAAAGGAUACUGGAACACAAACAAAGCUUGGAGACUCUGAAGUUCAAAAAGACACCAAACAUGUUUACGGGCAGGAAAUCCCACAUGAUCAGGAGCCAGUGGCAAAGCUCCUUCAGGUUAACCAUCCAGAUCCUCAUGUAGAGAUAAACCAACUACAAGGCCGGAAAACUCAACAGGCGAUUCAGAAAGGUCAUUGUACUGGGCUCAAGCAAACAGCAGCACUAAGUAAACAAGAAGUAAAAUUGCAGGAGGAAAAGACGAGACUCGAGGAGGAAAAUGAAUUUGAGCAAAAGGAAAGAAUGAGGCUGGAGAAACAAUUGAUGAGACUGGGGAAUGAUUUUGAGAAUGAGAAAAAGAAAAGAAAAAUCCUUCAACAAAAGCUCAACGAAAGGGAAGGGGAAAGCAUGUUGAGAUCAAAUUGA
Mizuhopecten yessoensis (Yesso scallop) is the source of this 695-nucleotide messenger RNA. RefSeq lists its product as uncharacterized. The record is from RefSeq and is a predicted model, not a curated record. The transcript is spliced from 5 exons. The coding region runs from base 150 to 695 and encodes 181 amino acids. NCBI's taxonomy places the organism in Eukaryota, Metazoa, Mollusca, Bivalvia, Pectinida, Pectinidae.